AGAGAGAGAGAGAGAGAGAGAGAGAGGACAGACUCAUAAGCAAGCGGGUGGUAAGAGUUAAAGUGUAAUAAGCUGCAUAAGUGAAGCCAAACCCGUGCUUUGGGGACCUAAGAGCAGAAAGCAGGGAGUGCCUCUCCAUCUUGCUGGAAAAAUUCACUUGCUGAGUGCAAUCCCACCAGCCAAUCACUGCCAGUGUGAUGUUCCUUAACUGUUGCUCUGCUUCUGUGGGAAGUCAGAGCUGUAGCUUUUAAUGAAGACAGCCCAAUCCCCAGAGGCUAAAGAUCAUGCCAUCAUUUUGUUCUCAUGUAUAUUAAAGCUCUGUGAGCCUUCAGUAAAUAUUAAGCAGCAGCAGGACGUCCCUCCUGCCUCACAGCCUUGAGCUGAGGCUGGGAGACCGGUUCAUCCGGCCUCCAGCCCGUCUGCUUCUUAGAAUCUCCAGAAAAAAACUCUCUGCGGUUCGGGCGACUGUCUUCCUAGAUAAGAAGUGGACCCAAGGAGGACGGGAGGGUGGCUUCAGGGUCCACACUCAUGAGAACUGACACCAGUCUGUAGGUUACUGCCAGGAGACCGGCGACUAGAAACAGACUCCCAGGACACUGCAUGGAGAGACUGGAUUCCUAAAGCAACAGGCAGAGGAGAACAACUGGACCACUUGGGUUGCCUCCAAGACCUGCGGAGGAGCCAUGGGGGUGUUGAUGUCCAAGCGGCAGACAGUAGAGCAGGUGCAGAAGGUGAGCCUGGCUGUGUCAGCCUUCAAGGAUGGGCUACGGGACAGGCCUUCCAUUAGACGUGGGGGUGAGCUACCAGGGUCCCGCCGUGGCACUGUGGAGGGCUCUGUUCAGGAAGUACAGGAGGAGAAGGAAGCAGAGGCAAGUGCCCCCGUGGUCCAGGAAGAGAGCAGCAUCAACCGUGCAGCCUGGGAGCGGCUCCGAGAUGGGCGUGGAGUUGAGCCUGAGGAGUUUGACCGGACCAGUCGAUUCACACCCCCUGCCUUCAUCCGCCCCACCCGGAAGCUGGACGAUGACAAACCUCCAGAUAUCUGCUUGGAGCCCCGGGAGUCUGUUGUCAACGAUGAGAUGUGUGAUAUCUGUGAAGUCUGGACCGCUGAGAGCCUCUUCCCGUGCAGAGUCUGCACCAGGGUUUUCCACGAUGGCUGCCUGCGCCGCAUGGGCUACCUCCAAGGGGACAGUGCCGUGGAGGUGACCGAGAUGGCCCACACCGAGACAGGCUGGAGCUGCUACUACUGUGACAACCUCAACCUGCUGCUUACUGAGGAGGAGAUGUACAGCCUCACGGAGACCUUUCAGCGGUGCAAAGUCAUCCCUGAUUGCUCCCUGACCCUGGAGGACUUCGUGCGCUACCGACACCAAGCAGCAAAGCGAGGAGACAGCACCAGGGCCCUGACUGAUGAGCAAGAGGAGCAGGCGGCCCGCCAGUUUGCAGCCUUGGACCCUGAACACCGGGGCCACGUAGAGUGGCCUGACUUCUUGUCCCACGAGUCCCUUCUGUUGCUGCAGCAGCUGCGUCCCCAGAACUCUCUACUGAGGCUUCUUACCGUCAAGGAGAGGGAGCGAGCUCGAGCCACCUUCCUGGCACGGGGCAGAGGGAACACCAUCAGUGAGGCAGAGUGCCACCAAGCCCGACACUCUUGGUUCUGCAAGCGCCUAGCAGAGGCUCCUUCCUGCAGCGUCAGCAUCAGCCAUGUGGGUCCUAUAGCAGACAGCAGCCCGGCCGGCAGCAGUAGCAAAAGUCAGGAGAAGGCCCUGCUGCCCACAGAGCAGGAGUCCAGAUUUGUGGAUUGGCCCACCUUCCUGAGAGAGAAUGUCAUCUACAUCUUGGCUGCUCGUCCUAACAGUGGAGCGAUUCACCUGAAGCCCCCAGGAUAGGUGGGACAGAGAAGCUCAGUUCUGGGACGGUGGCAUCCUCUCUCUCCUUUCCUUUCUUUUUCCUUUACCAACCUCUGGCACUGAGACUCAUGGGAAUGGGACACUGCCAACAUCUUAAUUUGUCAUUAAGCUUUAUGGCACGGAAGCCACCGUUCCCCUCACAACAGAGGCAGUAUGUGUGUUGCCACACUGAGAAGCCCUGAGCGCCGUGGCAUUACCUGCUACUGGACCACCUCCUGCCCUCACGUCAUAAAACUACCUGCCACCUCAUGCAUACAUAUGUGCACAUGCACAUACAGCCACAUACAUGCCUAGAUAGCCAUGCCUUCAAACUCCUGGUUCUUUCUUUGAUGAAAAAGGACCAAAACCCCUGUGUUGAGCUCCCCUGGUAUAGAUAAGAGGGUCUCUUCUCGCUCCUUUCAUUGGCCAGUUCUGAUUCCCAAGAGAAAGAAGGGGACAGAUUAAAUUCACUUCCCCUCCAGGAGACGCUGAGAGGCCCACUGCCCACAUGGAAACCCCCUUCAGUGAUGACCACUGUUACUCGUAAGUGUCUGUAUGUCCCUCAGGUGUGCCGUGGUGGGAGAACAGUUCAAAGCCAUCCCAAAGAGUUUGUGUUUAAAUUCUGAGUCCUCGUGAUAGAGAAGGAAACUAGCUUGUGCAUUUCUGCCUGGAGAAAGUGGAGACAGUCUCUCCCAGAGUCCCAGGAUUCUAGGAACUUUUCAACCAGCUCGCCCAACUUCACAAGUCCUUAGCAGAACAGGAAAGCCAAGGUGAGACUCCUGUCCUAUUUGUCAAGUGGUAUCACAUGGUCCGAAGCUCUAGGGACCCAUGAGGAACAGAUCCACUGGCAGGAAUGGCUCUGUGUGAGAUGCUGUAGCCUAGGUGGCGGCCUUGGAGGCCAACGAGGAUGCAGAGAAGAAAAGCAAGCUGGGUCUUCCCUGCUUUUCAGCCCAACGCAACCCCAGACAUAGAAAUAUGGCAUUACAUGGAGGGCAAGUCAGCCUCUCACAGAGCCCAGAGGAGCUCUGCAGAAUGCCUGCUCAGUUGUGCUUUUUCAGAAGGGACAACAAAGGCUUGAGAAGAUUUGUACCUCAACUGUCAAGAAGUCAGCGUCAGAAGGGGGACGGUAUGUUCUUCUCCCGUUGCCCCAGUUGAGUUGCUGCUUCUCCCUGCUGCUCACGCCAAGUCUUCCCCUCUGUGCUAGGAGAUGGAGCUAGCCUGAGAGGACCUUGUGGACACGUGGAGAGCGCCAUGAGUGUAGCAAGCUUGCCCUACAAGCUUUGCUCCACCCCAUCCACCCAGUUCUGAAGCUCUCAAGUCAGUCCAUGGCGUGGGUCAGCCCUAAGACCUAGGGCCCCAGGUUCUGGAUCUCUAUACUGUCAACCACAUGACUUAGGGACGGCCAGUUCUGACAACUAGCCCUUCAAGAGAGAACUGAGGCAAGUCACGCAGAAAGAGGCUCGAACUGUCCGCAUGGCUGAAAGCACGUGUACUAAAGUGGAUGGUUACGAGAGAAGGAGCACACGCGCUGCUCGGUGCCGAGAGGCUCAGAUGCCAUGGGCGUCUCCAGACAAGCCUUGCUAAGAGCCCUGCAUGCUCUCCUUCUAUGGGACCUGCCUGACCUAGAAACAGGGUGGUAUCCGGCUAGAGUCAGAGUGUACGGACUGAAACGGAGCAGGCGGGAUACAUGCGGGUUUGAUUUUGAAACUUAUGGCUUUAAAAAAACUAUUACUUAAAGCUGGGCGCGGUGGUGCAUACCCUUAAUCCCAGCACUUGAGGGACAGAGGCAGGUGGAUCUCUGUGAGUCGAAGGCCAGACUAGUCUGAAUAGCAAGUUCUAGGCCAGCCAGGAUUACACAAGUAAGACUUGGUCUCAAAGACAACAGUGAAAACAACGCGGCCGUGUUCCCAGGACUGAUCAGUGAGGUGGCCCGUUAUUGAAUCGAGUUGAAGACAAAGCACAAACUUGCUGGGUUCAAGGACUGCAUCUGUAGCAGCCAGCCCUGGGGUUUUCCAUUGAGAAGAUUAAAGCAUGUUAAAUUCAGGG
Molecule: messenger RNA, 3932 nt
Organism: Rattus rattus (black rat)
Lineage: Eukaryota; Metazoa; Chordata; Mammalia; Rodentia; Muridae
Gene: Phf24
Product: PHD finger protein 24
Exons: 8
Coding region: 684-1886 (400 amino acids)
Source: RefSeq, a predicted model, not a curated record